Messenger RNA from Eremomyces bilateralis CBS 781.70, 983 nucleotides. RefSeq lists its product as uncharacterized. Bases 348 to 773 code for a protein of 141 amino acids. The transcript has a single exon. Lineage: Eukaryota; Fungi; Ascomycota; Dothideomycetes; Eremomycetales; Eremomycetaceae. The record is from RefSeq and is a predicted model, not a curated record.
GCGAUUCGCGCUGUUACACAUUUACACGAUUACAUACAAUACAAAUACGUUGAUACAGACUUCUUGAUCUAUUCAGUUGCCUACAGCAAUCCAAUAUUACCCAGGACUACCAAUCCUUGACAAUUCCUACCAGAACUUACUCUUGAUUCAAUAAAUUAACCAGUGUUCAAUCAACACACUGCACCUUCCUGUCCUGUUCCCUUGCACUACGAGAUUUCCCAGUUCAGCGCUGACGCCACCGUUCUGCUCCCUGGCAGUUUUCGGGACAGGAUGUCUAAUAAUCUCGCUCUAAGGUGAUCAAUCAAAUCCCAACGCAUCCGAAGUUGCCUCAUCUCAAAGGGGUAAAGAUGCCAACACGUCCGCGCAUCACCACCAUUCUCCCAUGCACCAACCUAGCCUCCGCGACUUGUUUCUUCCUUCGUCUCGGCUUCAACGCGCCGUCCAAGGAUGAAAUGAACGAAUGGGACCAGUACCUCAUGCUCGACCACCCUAAUGGCUCCGAAAUUCAUCUGAGGGAGAUUGGACCAGACGAGGAAGGGUGGCUGGAGCCACAUAAGAACUCGUUUGGCAUCUAUGUCUAUUCCGAGGACGUAGAAGCACUAGCCAUGGAGUUUGCCAACGAGAUCAUCGAGCAGGGGAAGAAGCCCGAGAUCAAGGAAUGGGGUUUGCUUGAGUUUAGUCUAAACGGUCCGGAUGGGUGUUUGGUCCGGGUCGGAUGGCCUGUGGGGGACAUUGAGAUGGGCAAGAGGAAGGUUGGGGAAAAGAGUGAAUAACAAGUGAGCGCAGAACAUUGGGUGUAUUCAGUGUGGAUCACUGUCCAUGCCUCAUAUCAGGUCUUCACAAAGCGCGUGCAUCGCCCGCAAGAGGAACAACAAGGGAGAUACUGCACAUACAACCAAAAGUUGGCAUGUUAUUAGUGAAUAACCGAUGAAUUAGAAUGUAUUCAUUCUACCUAGUCAGAAUGGAAUUCAACCUGAGCAGCA